Molecule: messenger RNA, 1440 nt
Organism: Xiphias gladius (swordfish)
Lineage: Eukaryota; Metazoa; Chordata; Actinopteri; Istiophoriformes; Xiphiidae
Gene: aqp10b
Product: aquaporin 10b
Exons: 6
Coding region: 132-1244 (370 amino acids)
Biological process (GO): water transport; glycerol transmembrane transport
Cellular component (GO): plasma membrane; basolateral plasma membrane
Molecular function (GO): glycerol channel activity; water channel activity; urea transmembrane transporter activity
Source: RefSeq, a predicted model, not a curated record
AACCAGGUGAGAUGACAGCAAACCAACCAUGUCAGCCAUUAUCAAGCUUCUUUGCAGGACUCCAGCUCUGUGUGGUGCAUUACUUUUUAAUGAUGUGAUCAUCAAAGAUUUAAAAAAAAAAAAAAAAAAAGAUGUCCUACACAGUGAAUUACUCUCCUCUCCUACGUGCACACACACCAUCACCUCAGUCCUGCCAUAAAGUGCGUGACGUAGCCUACAGUUCCAGUAUGAAAGGGCAAACUCUGCUCAGCGGGGCGGACGAUGCGGUGCAGUGCGGGUCAGAUUCACCCGAUGACAGCAUCCCAGCUCUGAAAGCCCACCUGUGGCCCGACGGUCCAGGGGAAUCGCCCGGGAUGGAGAGGCUGCUGAGGAAGUGUCAGAUCAGAAACCAGCUGGUCAGGGAGUGCAUGGCCGAAUGCCUCGGAGUCUAUGUCCUCAUUCUGUUUGGAUGUGGCUCCGUUGCCCAGGUGACGACAACUGAAGAUAAGAAGGGGCAGUACCUGUCAAUCAAUCUGGGUUUUGCUCUGGGAGUAACAUUUGGGGUCUUUGUGUCUCGCGGCGUCUCAGGUGCCCAUCUGAACCCUGCUGUUUCUCUGAGCUUGUGUGUUUUGGGCAGACAUCCAUGGCUGAAGUUGCCUUUUUAUGUCUUAUUCCAAGUGCUUGGAGCCUUUUUGGCUGCAGCCACUGUCGGUCUGCAGUACUACGAUGCCAUCCAGACGUACAGCGGAGGCGAGCUGAUGGUGUCGGGUCCCACUGCCACAGCAGGCAUAUUCUCCACCUACCCGGCUGACUACCUCAGUGUGUGGGGAGGUGUCGUGGACCAGGUGAUAGGCACGGCCGCGCUGCUGCUGUGUGUCCUGGCUCUUGGGGACCAGAGGAACGGCUCCCUCCCAGAUGGUCUCCAGCCUGUCCUCGUGGGAGCAGUGGUGCUCGUUAUUGGCAUCUCAAUGGGCUCAAACAGCGGCUACGCCCUAAACCCGGCCAGGGAUUUAGGGCCUCGGUUGUUCACGUACAUCGCCGGCUGGGGGGUGGAUGUUUUCAAGGCUGGAGGAGGCUGGUGGUGGGUGCCCAUAGUGGCUCCCUGUGUCGGAGCGCUGCUGGGAACACUGAUCUACGAGCUGAUGAUUGAAGUCCACCAUCCUCCCAUUCCGUCUGAGCUCCAGACCUCAUGUCAGGAGGCCACUGAGGGCAAGACGGGGCUGGAGCUUGAGGGGGUGGAGCCAGGCUGUGAAAAACCCGCUUAGAUGUAAAAAUGAAAGCAUAUUAAAAGAGGAAAAAACUGUUAGGUACACAGUAAAUGCUAUUCAUGGUGUAAUUCCCCCUGAAACUGUGUAAAUGUAUGAGAGUAAUGUAUUGGAACAAGUAGAUCUGUCUCUGAUUGUAGAAACUGAAUUGUACAAUAAUUACACAUGCAAGCUCAACUAAAUUUGUUUUCUACCA